Molecule: messenger RNA, 1972 nt
Organism: Microstroma glucosiphilum
Lineage: Eukaryota; Fungi; Basidiomycota; Exobasidiomycetes; Microstromatales; Microstromataceae
Product: phenylalanyl-tRNA synthetase
Exons: 1
Coding region: 43-1794 (583 amino acids)
Biological process (GO): phenylalanyl-tRNA aminoacylation
Cellular component (GO): cytoplasm; mitochondrion
Molecular function (GO): ATP binding; tRNA binding; phenylalanine-tRNA ligase activity
Source: RefSeq, a predicted model, not a curated record
CUUCAUUCACCUCAGCACCUCGUCAUCUCGUUCCCUCUCAUAAUGGGAAGCCUGGCCGUACGAGGCGCCCAAAGAGGGCUCCGAAUUACGAGCCAGAGAUCAUCGAGCUAUCGAGCGCCUCUCGUUGCGUGCCCUGCGUCGGCCAGAGCAUACGCAGUCCAGACUCGGGGUACGCCUGCAGCAAAGGCCAAGGGUGGAAGGGCGUAUCGGCCCAUCGCCUUAACCUCAUCUCCCCACAAUACCUUCUCAUCUUCAUCAUUAUCUCAUAAAGCUUCGUAUGCCUCUUCCUCGAGCAGUACAGCUCCCAAAACGAUCACUGUCCUAGGGCAGACCUACGAGACCGACGACUUCUUCAAUGUCCCACCCUCCAUCCUCUCCCGCCUUGGUCCCCGUCCCGUCUUACCUUACCAGUCCUCACACCCUCUUGAGCUCCUCCGAACACACAUCGAGUCAACCCUAUCUCGCUGCGAGUCCUUGGCUGCUCCCUCGCCUAUAGUGUCGGCCGAGUCCAAUUUCGACGACCUUGGGAUCGCGCCUGACCACCCGGGGAGGAGCCCCACAGAUACUUACUACAUCAACCGACAGACCUGCCUACGCACUCACACCAGUGCCCACGAAGUCGAGACUUUCAAGGCGGGCAAGACAAGAUGGCUGCUGACUGCUGAUGUGUAUCGGCGGGAUGAGAUCGAUGCUUCCCACUACCCCAUCUUUCACCAGAUGGAAGGCGCAUCAAACUGGUCUACUGCGCCCGGUAGCACGGACUUUGACGAAGGAGGGGUGGUGCAAAAGGAGUGUGAGGAGAUGGAGGCACGAUUGGAAGGGGCGCAAAUCGAAAUCGAGGACAAUGUAUCGCUCGAGGAUGCUGGCGGGUGGCAGAAGGGGCACGAGGCUGAUCCGGUGAGGCGCAAGGCGGCAGAACUCGCUCUGCGCCAUCUCAAGGCUACUUUGAACGGGCUGGCCUACGACCUAUUCGGUGAUAGACAUGCAGCAGAAGUGGCUGCCGCUGCUGCUGCCUCUCAAGGCUCAACAGCCGAAUCAAGCAACGAUGGAGCUGCGAGCGAGGUCUCUGAACCGCUGCGGGUGCGCUGGAUCAGUGCCUUCUUCCCCUUCACCUCACCUUCCUUCGAAGUGGAAGUGUGGUUCCGAGGUCAAUGGCUAGAGAUUCUGGGAUGUGGUAUAUCUCAGCAAAGUAUCCUCGAUCGGGCCUCUGUGCAAGAUCGAGUAGGCUGGGCCUUUGGACUAGGCCUAGAAAGGAUAGCUAUGGUCCUCUACUCUAUUCCCGACAUUCGUCUCUUCUGGUCCAAAGAUGAGCGUUUCCUCCGACAAUUCCAGCAGGCAGAUCAGCCUACUCGAAUGCCCAAGAUUGACUCCUCCGAGGCGGGUGUGUCGGAUGCGGGGGGGAACAUGGAUCAGAGGAGGAAGAAGUUGGUGACCUUUCGACCUUACUCCAAGUUCCCUUCGUGCCAUAAGGACGUCUCCUUUUGGCUACCCAAGCCAGACCUCGUAAAAGAUGCAGGGUCGGACAGCUCUACAACUGAGCCAGUAGAGGUAGCAUCUCCACCUUCUUUCCACGAGAACGACCUGAUGGAGCUCAUUAGGGAGACGGCCGCGGACCUUGCCGAGGACGUAAAGUUGAUCGACUCGUUCAGUCAUCCUAAGACGGGCAGGGUGAGCAAGUGCUACCGUAUCAACUAUCGAAGCAUGGAGAGGAGCUUGGAGAAUGAAGAGGUCAAUGCCCUGCACGAUGUCGUUGUGCAAAGGGUCAGGGACGAGCUGGGCGUGGAGAUCCGCUAGGCAACUUCUCGUCUAGACGGACACUGAGCGAGGAGAAAGGAUGGUACAAUUUGAGAGGCCGGAGAACAGACAGAGUACAUGUACAAGUAACCAAAAUGACACCACUACCAUCAUCAACAUCACCUCGAUCAAUACCACUUGCCAGUCCGGGCCGUCGUGGCGCUCUUACGUGUGGGUA